Messenger RNA from Fusarium subglutinans, 3522 nucleotides. RefSeq names its product purine and uridine phosphorylase. NCBI's taxonomy places the organism in Eukaryota, Fungi, Ascomycota, Sordariomycetes, Hypocreales, Nectriaceae. The coding region runs from base 1 to 3522 and encodes 1173 amino acids. The transcript has 3 exons. Gene Ontology annotation, biological process: nucleoside metabolic process. The record is from RefSeq and is a predicted model, not a curated record. Gene Ontology annotation, molecular function: catalytic activity; protein binding.
AUGUCAGACCCGCACGACUAUAUAGUGGGCUGGAUUUGUGCCCUUCGAGUUGAAUAUGUCGCUGCGAUAGCCUUCCUGGACGAAAAACACGAGCCUCCAGAGUUUGUAUCAAUCAAUGAUAAUAACCAUUAUACUCUAGGCAAGAUUGGGAAACAUAGCAGCGUAAUUGCCGUCCUUCCCCACGGAGAAUAUGGUAUAGCUCCUGCUGCUACCGUGGCAAGAGACAUGCUUCAUACCUUUCCCAAUAUUCGGAUUGGCUUGAUGGUUGGUAUCGGCGCCGGCGCGCCCAGUCCGAAGCACGACAUCCGUCUUGGGGAUAUCGUCGUGAGUGCUUCUCACAACGGAAAGCAUGGUGGUGUAUUCAAUUUUGAUCAUGGCAAGGUCAUACAAGAUCAACCAUUUCAAGAGACGGGAUGUCUGAAUCAGGCGCCAAUGAUUUUGCGAGUAGCUAUGCAGGGACUUAGCGCUGAACAUGAGGGCGAAGGGCAUCAGCUUGAACGUGCCAUCAACGAAACCUUGGACAAAAAGCCAAGACUGCGGAAAAAGUAUGGACGGCCCGAUGCAAGCACUGACCGACUGUACCAACCCGAGGUGCUUCACCAACCGAGUGAUGGUCUGAACUGUGACCUUUGCAGUCAAGACCCAUCAAGCUUAAUAUUACGCCCCGAAAGGACCAAUGAAGAGGAUAAUCCGGCAAUACACUACGGUCUCAUCGCAUCAUCGGACAAGCUGAUGAAGGAUGCUACGGUUCGUGAUAAACUUGCGAAGAAAGGUGUCCUUUGCUUCGAAACAGAAGCAGCAGGCCUGGUGAACCACUUUCCGUGUCUGGUUAUUCGUGGCGUCUGCGACUAUGCCGAUACGCACAAGAAUGACGACUGGCAAGGCUACGCAGCGAUGGCGGCUUCUGCAUAUGCCAAGGACCUUCUCAGUCAGAUCCAUCCUAAUAGGGCAGAAGUUGGGAAGAAGAUCAAUGAGAUUUUGUCUGACUUACAGAAAGAGGUCACAGCUACAUCCAGAAAGGCUGACACCAUCAUUCGACACCAUCUGACCCAGCAACACAAAGACGUGUUAGACUGGCUCACACCGACUGAUUAUAGUCUCUUUCAGAGUGACAAUAUUGGGAGACAUCAGCCAGGAACUGGCCAAUGGCUUCUCAAUUCAACGCAGUUUUGUAAUUGGCGGGACAGCCCUAAUCAGACCCUCUUCUGUCCAGGCAUCCCAGGCGCCGGCAAAACAAUUCUCACGUCCAUAGUAAUCGACAGCUUGCAAACACUGUUUGCAGAAAGAAGUGAUGUUGGUAUUGCAUACGUAUAUUGCAAUUUUCGGCGCCAGAAAGAGCAGACGGUCAUAGAGCUUCUUGCUAGCGUUCUAAAGCAACUUCUACAAACCAUGCCAACUUUACCGGAGAGUUUCGAAUCACUCCACAGAGCUGGAUCACGGCCUUCUUUAGAGGUCGUUUCGAGAACCCUCCUGUGCGUUGCUGAACGCUUUUCGAGAGUGUUUGUAGUCAUCGAUGCUCUCGAUGAAUGUCGGACAACUGAUGGUACUGGGGCGAAGUUCCUGAACAAGAUCUUUGAUCUACAAUCAAAAUGCCAAAUCAACAUCUUUGCAACUUCUAGACCAAUACCCGAUCUCAUGCGUCUAUUUACUAAUUGUGUUUCUCUCGAAAUACGUGCUAGAGACGAUGAUGUCCGCAUGUUUGUCCGUGGCCAGAUACCGCAAUUGCCCGAGUUCUUCAGCAAACGAGGACUUGAAGAAGAUAUUACUAGCCAAAUAGUAAAUUCAGUGCAAGGAAUGUUCCUUUUGGCCCAACUACAUCUUGACUCCUUGCGUGACAAGACUUCAGUCGCUGCCGUCCGCAAGGCUCUUAAACAACUACCAAGUGGCUCAGAUGCAUACUAUGACGCAUAUUACAUAGCCAUGGAGCGAGUGACAAGCCAGCAACCAGGCCAUAAGGACUUGGCUAUACAAGUGCUGUCAUGGAUCACCUGCGCAAGGAGACCACUUACCAUCCAAGAACUCCGGCACGCCCUUGCUGUCGAGGUCGGUACUGAAGAGCUUGACAUGGAUGCGUCCCCAGACACUGAUAUCAUAUUGCAAGUCUGUAUUGGGCUCGUUACUGUUGAUAAAAGUGACAGCAUCAUCCGACUGGUCCACUACACUACACAGGAAUACUUUGAUAAGACGCGGGAAACCUGGUUUCCCAAAGCUGAGAGCUACAUAACGACCACCUGUGUUACAUAUCUGAACUUUCGUAUUUUCAAAAUCGGGCCUCCUAUAAAAGACGCAGACUUCAAAGAACCAACUCCGCUGUAUCUCUACGCUGCGAACAACUGGGCUUUCCACGCUCGCAAUGCUGGGGCGAUCUGUGAGGGCGUCGUUGACUUUCUUGAGUCAGCUCCAAAUGUAGCAUCCUCAGCCCAAGUAUGUAUGAGACCCGAGUUGGCUAUAUGGACAUCUAAGAAAGAUAAAGGUGUCGACAGGAGGGCAAGGGGGCUACAUCUUGCAGCCUUCUUUGGGGCCAUAGCGGAAACACGAGUUUUACUGUCUACGAAUGAUGUUGAACUGAAGGAUGGCUACGGUCGAACAGCAAUAUUCUAUGCAGCUCGAACUGGCCAAGAGGCUGUCAUGAGCCUGCUUCUCGACGGUGGUGCAAAGGCUGACUUGCAGGACAAUGGGGGGAAUACUCCGCUAUCGCUGGCAGCUGCUUAUGGUCACGAAGAAUGUACGAGACUGUUACUUGCGAACAACGUCAAGACAGAUACCCCCGACUGUCUCCGGAGGACCCCACUAGUAUAUGCGUCUGAAAAUGGACAUGACGGUGUGAUUUGUCUACUUCUUGAAGCAGGUGCCGAUGUAAAUUGGGAUCUUGAUGAGCCCUACACGGCUCUAUGGCAUGCGGUAGCCAGGCAUCGCAUCACCACAGUCCAACUACUGCUCGAAAAUGGGGCCAAUACCCACUUCAAGUCUAUAUGUCGGAUCACGUCGCCACUGUCAGAAGCCUCCGAAUGGGGGGACAUGGCAAUGGUCAAGCUGCUUCUCGAGUACGGGGCUCAAGUCGACUCAAACGAGCGUGACGGCCAUACACCACUAGAAAAUGCAGCCCGCUAUUACCACAUUCCCAUACUUCUGCUACUUCUCCAUCAUGGCAAGAGCAUCGACCUGAAAGAUCUCCGCCGAGAGACGCGAAAAUCGCCUUAUGCUGAACAUGGAGAUCCGGAAAUUGUCAAGGUUCUUCUUGAGAAUAGCAGGAAGUUUCUAUUGAAAAAUAGCUCCGACCGCGUUGAACUGGUAUGUGCAGUCGAUCGAGCCCUUGAGGAGGUUUCCGAUAACCUGCAAAGAUUGCUUGAGCCUCCAGGUCCACCCAGCAAAGCUCCCUGCCUCGCGUUUUCCGACGCUGUCCCAGAAGGAAGAUUUAAGUGGAAAUCUCUCCUUGCAGAUAUCUCCACCUAUCAUAAGGAAUUGUUAAGUCUCAAGCGGCCACUUCAGGAUAAUGGUACAUUGUCUACCAGUAUUCCCUGA